Messenger RNA from Monopterus albus (swamp eel), 1839 nucleotides. It is a transcript of the gene ecsit, whose product is annotated as ECSIT signaling integrator. Gene Ontology annotation, cellular component: mitochondrion. Gene Ontology annotation, biological process: innate immune response; cell surface receptor protein serine/threonine kinase signaling pathway. The transcript has 8 exons. Gene Ontology annotation, molecular function: protein binding. The record is from RefSeq and is a predicted model, not a curated record. The coding region runs from base 164 to 1516 and encodes 450 amino acids. Lineage: Eukaryota; Metazoa; Chordata; Actinopteri; Synbranchiformes; Synbranchidae.
UGCACCUAAAGUAGUUUGCCAACCACCAUUAAACAACAGUAGAAGGCGAAGAAGACGAAGGUCUUUCCAACAUGGACGCGCCCACGGGGAUUGAUUUCUGAAGGAGACUAGUUUCUUCAGUAUAAAUUUUCUGUUUCGUGAAGGUCAGCAUGAUGGGUCGACCAUGAAGUGUGCCCGCUGUCUGCUCCAUCUGCGCCGUGUCGGACCUGUGGGCCAGUCAGCCAGGCCUGCUGCCCCGUCAGCCUCCUACAGCCAGAGCAGCGUGGUCCCUAACGUCCACAACCAGGUAUUGAGGCGUUUCCACGGUAGCCCAGCCUGUGCCAAGAAUCGACCUCUACCUGCAGAGUUUGUUAAUGAGGACAGCAAGAAGACGGACAAGUCUCUGAUCAGCCAUGGUGACCUGUUUGAGCAGGUGGCCAAAGAGGCCAAAAGCAAAGCCACCUUUAACAAAGUGGUGGAAGUCUUCAUCAAGAGAGACGUAAGACGGCGGGGUCAUGUGGAGUUUAUCUACGCUGCUCUGAGGAAGAUGCCGGAGUUUGGUGUGGAGAGAGACGUUGCUGUCUACAACAAGCUUCUGGAUGUUUUUCCCAAAGAAGUGUUUGUGCCCAGAAACUUUAUCCAGCGAAUGUUCAACCACUAUCCCCGACAGCAGGAGUGUGGCGUGCAGGUGCUGGAGCAGAUGGAGAAUUAUGGUGUCCUGCCCAACAUUGAGACCAAAGUCCUGCUGGUCCAGAUAUUUGGAGAGAAGAGCCACCCCAUAAGGAAGUACCAGCGCAUCCUGUACUGGUUCCCUAAGUUUAAGCACAUUAACCCCUUCCCCUUCCCUCAGCAGCUGCCAGAAGACCCAGUGGACCUGGCUCGCAUCAGCCUGACUCGCAUCGCUAAUGACCUGGAUGCUAAGGUUACCGUCUACCAGCUGCCCUGUACAGACAUUACAGAGAACGGAGAAGAGGUAACACUUCCACAUAUCGUAGGUAUCCAGAGCCCCAGCCAGAUGGAGCUGCUGGCCAAGCAUAACUCGACCAGGCCGCUGUUUGUAGAGGGUCCCUUCCAUCUGUGGCUGAGAAAGACAUGCGUGUACUACUACAUCCUCAGAGCUGAGCCCAUACCACCUCAUGAAAAGGUGGAGGAGCCAUAUGAUCCAGAGAGGUGUUUUUAUUAUCCUCUGCAGCUAGACCUGGAUUUGGACCUUGACCUCGGAGAUGACGAGAGCUUUGACGUGGAAGACUUGGACGAGGGCCCAGUCUACGCCAUGUGUAUGACCAGCCAGGGAGACCAGACCACCUUAAACCAGUGGAUCUCUGGCCUCCAGCAGAACAACUCUAUCUUGGGUCAGAUCCCCAUUCUGUUUCGUCUGGAGGCUGGUCCCCGUGAGCUGCAGGCGGAAGCUGACACAGAGUCAGGCCACCACCACAGGCCUGACCCAGCGACCCAACAAGAUCAGUCGCACCCUGAAGAAGAACCUGAUGUUAGAGUGGAAGAGGAGCAGAGGAAGAGCCACGGCAUGAAACAAUGAACAGCUGUAGGACUGACAAAAAAGAAACGCGGCAUACUGUAUAUGUCCAUGCUGGGUAGGGCCUCAAGUAAUUUCAUUUAACUAGCAACACACCACCUCAACAGGACAUGAGGAGGGAGGACUCUUAGUAAUGUUGGUUAAGUUCCGCAGUCAAAUAAAAUAAAUGAACCUAUCGUUGUGUGCUUCCCUAUUAUAUUCUCUGUCAAAGGUGCCACAUGAGUGUACAUGUUAAAUGCCAGUGUUUUCCAACCUGGAGGCCAGAGUAACAGAAUAGGAAACAUUUCUACCACAGAAAUCAUGUUCAACCAUCAGUUCUGUCAUAC